Molecule: messenger RNA, 676 nt
Organism: Xenopus tropicalis (tropical clawed frog)
Lineage: Eukaryota; Metazoa; Chordata; Amphibia; Anura; Pipidae
Product: claudin-22
Exons: 1
Coding region: 11-637 (208 amino acids)
Cellular component (GO): bicellular tight junction; membrane; plasma membrane
Molecular function (GO): structural molecule activity
Source: RefSeq, a predicted model, not a curated record
AGAAGCUCAAAUGGAUUCAGGGCUCUGCUUUACUGAACUUGCAGCCCUGUUCCUUUCUUUGAUUGGUCAUAUCUGCUGCUUGGUGGCUUUAUUCAUACCUCACUGGUUAAUUGUAUCGUCAGGCAUGAUUGUCAAUGAAAGCUAUCGGCUUGGUUUGUGGCAGACCUGUGUCAUUCAAGAUGUGGGUUCAAGAGUUUGUCAGGAUUUCCACACUAUCUUUGACUUGCCUCUUCAGAUCCAGUUGGGUCGUGUACUUAUGUGUCUUUCAGUAUCCUUUGGGGCACUCGGAUUUAUGGUCUCAACGCCUGCACUGAACUGUCUAAAGUGUCUUGAUGACCAAGAUAAAUAUGUUCGAAAAAUAGCAAUUAUGGUUGGAGGAGUGCUUUUUUUACUAGCUGGAGCCUUAUCCAUUUGUUUUAUAUCCUACUUUGCUUAUGAUGCCUUAGUGAAAUUUUGGAACUUACCCAAAGACAUUCCUCGUUUUGAAUAUGGAAGUGCCAUGUUCUCUGGCUGGGCUGGCGGGUUCUUCUUAAUAGCAGGUGGAAGUGUACUAAUUGUUUCCCAUUUCUACACUGGCCAAGGAGGAACUCCAGCAGUGGGUUCAAAUACCACAACCAUAAAGCUUGAAUCUGUCUAAAAGUCUGUUAUUUCUAAUAAUAGUUAUUCCAGGAUUACA